This is a messenger RNA of Paramecium primaurelia, 335 nucleotides long. The record is from the annotation of a GenBank genome assembly. NCBI's taxonomy places the organism in Eukaryota, Ciliophora, Oligohymenophorea, Peniculida, Parameciidae.
AUGUUCGAUCUAGAGAUUCAAUAUCUCGUCUAAUGUUCACUCCCAAGCCAAACAAGGUUAUAUGUUCUCCAACUAAAACGCUUUGUUGAUGGAGAGACUCUUUAUAUUUAGAAUCUAUAAUAUCAAUAAGAAGUCAAUGUAUUGCAAAUCCAGAAUAUUUAAUUAAGAACAAUACCUUAAUAAUUAGAGGUAAUUUAUAUGUAUUUUGAACUUUUUAGAAUCAUAUUUAAUAGAUAGUGAAAGUUGAUGGAUUUCAAUUACAUACAUAUCCAUUAGGAUUAACUACUGCAAAUUAAGAAGGAAGUAUAGUGUCAAUGUUGAAAGCAAAGAUUUGA